AUGUUCAAAGUCCGUCCCGACUUUGACCAGCUCCAGGCAUCCCGCCCGGACUUCAAUCACGACGCCCAAGUCACCUUCACCAAGCCCCCCAACCCAACCUGGAAGCAAGGCGACGGCGCCAAUGACGGCGGCGAGAGUCUGAAGAAAGACCAUGUCGAGAUCGACCCCAAUGAAGACGGUCGCCCCGUCGCUUCCAACUACAAGCUUCUCAUCUCCGGCAUGGUGCCGAGGCCCAUCGCCCUUAUCAGCACAAAGUCCCUCGACGGCAAAACAACCAACCUCGCCCCCUUCAGCUACUCCCAAGUCAUCAACCACGAUCCCCCGCUCUUUGUCGUGGGCUUUGUCGGAUCCCUCGAAAAGGCCAAGGAUACACUGAAGAAUCUCAACGAAACAGGCGAGUGCGUCAUCAACAUUAUCUCCGAGCACUUCGUCGAAGCCGCCAACGCAACGGCCAUCAACGCGCCCUACGGUGUAUCCGAGUGGGAAACCUCCGGUCUUACCCAGGCCCCGACAUCCGUCGUGAAACCCGCUCGCGUGAAGGAAUCGAUUCUCUCUGUCGAGGCGAAACUGGUCGAGACCAAGGAGUUUGAGAGCCGUUCCGUGCCCGGGAAGAUGUCUAGUGUUUUGGCGAUCGUUGAGGGCGUGCGCUUCUGGGCGCGCGAGGAUGCUAUCGAUGAGGAUAAGAGCCUUAUUGAUUUGGAGGUGCUGAAGCCUAUUAGUCGGUUGGGUGGGAUCUCGUAUGGUCGUACUACAGAUGCCAUUGAGAUCCCCAGGCCCCAGUUUUGA
Molecule: messenger RNA, 786 nt
Organism: Penicillium waksmanii
Lineage: Eukaryota; Fungi; Ascomycota; Eurotiomycetes; Eurotiales; Aspergillaceae
Product: flavin reductase family protein
Exons: 1
Coding region: 1-786 (261 amino acids)
Molecular function (GO): FMN binding
Source: RefSeq, a predicted model, not a curated record